This is a messenger RNA of Phaeodactylum tricornutum CCAP 1055/1, 1421 nucleotides long. RefSeq lists its product with no specific name. The transcript is spliced from 2 exons. The record is from RefSeq and is a predicted model, not a curated record. The coding region runs from base 97 to 903 and encodes 268 amino acids. Lineage: Eukaryota; Bacillariophyta; Bacillariophyceae; Surirellales; Neidiaceae.
CCAGCGGUUCUGAGAAGGUCAACGAAAGAGAUACGCCCGUCGCAACGUGCAGAGACUCGCCCACUUCAAAAUCGAUCUCCCAAUCGAAAACAUAAAAUGACAGGGAAAGACCAGGAGAAUGCGGACGAACCAGCUUGGCUGAAAUCGGAAAAUGAUGCAAAGAUUCGCAUGGAGACCGCACCUUUGAUCGACUUGGAGGACUCCGAACACGACAAAAUGGAGAACGCGUCGCGGGAAGUUAUCAAGGAAAACCCGUCGCAGCAACAGUCUACUUACGGCGCACUGUCACAAGACACAGGGAAGGAUGACGACGACGGUAAGCCGGACAGUUUGGCUUCCAAGGCACUCGCCACGAAACCGCACAUACCACGUCAAAAUGCUUGUCUCUGGCUCUUCCACUUUUUGGAAGGUGUCACCGUGAUCGCUGCACUCUGUCUUUUGGCCACCCAAGUAAUUCCGCUCUGCUACUUGCCCGCGAGCGAAAUUCCGGCCAAAAUUGGAAUCCUGUCCCUGGCCUUGAAAAUUUACAUUUCCGCGUUUUGUGUUCUCUUCUGUCUCGUCGAAGCCGGCUGGCCCAUACCUUGGAUACGCUCGUCGCCAUUGCUGCAAGUAUACAUUAGUCGAGGCUUUUUGUAUUCCUUUUUGGGGCUAAUAUGCGUGGAGGAAUCCACAUCCGAGCGCAUCAAAGACAUUGUUCACAAAACAGCCGACGAGUUGCACGUGAGUUGGGCAGCCAUAUUUAUGCAAAUUUCGUCAUGGUGCUUUUUGGCCACGGGCAUGCUGUACAUGCUCCUCGGAUUGUGCUGCAUGAAACGCGUGCGGGAUAGACUGCAACAGAAGGAAAAGGACGACUGGCAAGAGUAUCGCAAGGCGAUCAAGGAGUGGAAUGAUCUGCAUACCUAGGAAGCUUCAGCCCCGGCUGCCGAGCCAUACCUUUUAGUCUAAGAUAUCCUCAAGCCUCGUCAACUUAUAUCUAUAGGUAAAAGAGUGGUUCGUUCUUCCGAAGAAUCGAAAGUGACGCUUUAUUUCUAGUAAACGGCGUUGUUGGGACUGCGCAUGCGGUCUCCACUUGGACGGUAGUGUCCCGAGUUGGGGUUCUGUCGCUGCCAUCUCCGUCUCCGAUCGGCGGCCAUUUCUUCAAUCGCAGUUUCCUUGUUGUGUCGGGUGUGCCGUCGAUCUUGGGCCCGACUGUGGGCCUUUCCCUGAAAGCGAGAUGAUUGAGAUCUACGGGCCAGUGACUGCUUGGUGCGUGUUCGAAUAGAAGCGGCCACGGACAGAGUCAAGUUUUCGACAAUUUUGGUAGCCAAUUUCUUUGACACUUUCCGACCCGACUUGGGAAUAACAAUGCUCGUCCGCACAAUCAACUGAUUGUCUUGCCGAUCGAUUUGUAAAUGAAUUUGACCAUCCCAGUGUGCACCUUU